AUGUUGCCGCAAACAGGACUCCAGUCGCUACGUUCUAGUCCCGGCGCAUUAACCCUAGCUCAUGGAUUUGGUGAGGACGGUUGGAACUUUGGCAUACCCAGUGGAAGCUUAGGAAAUGAUGACAAGCUUGAACGAAUAUUUACUGGUACCACAACUGCUUGCGAUACAGUGAUUGAUGAAUACCAUGGAACUACGACUACAGCUGGGGCGCAUACGUUGCACAAUUUAGGCAAAAGUCCCAAGUACCCUUAUAUACCCGGAAAUGAUAAAGCUAAACCUUUUGGAGAUAUCCCUGAGGAUGAAGUUUUUCCACCAGGGCCUAACACUGAGGUGAAGAAACAUGCUACACGAAACAAGUCUUCUUUGCUAGGCUAUCUAAAUUACAAAAGAAAACGUAAAGGACGCCGAGGCUCGGUUUACCAUUCCAAUGGUGACGAAGAGCCAGGGAUAUAUCUAGAACGAUAUCAAGAUGGGCAUUCGGUAAUACCAGCUCCUGGGAAUUCAGGGGAAACAUCAUCAUCGUCGAGUAAUAGUUUUUUUCUCAAAUCCAAAAAAAUAUUAGAGCCCAAGUCACAACGGCGUGUGCAGAGAUCUGAGAGCGAUGACGAUGACGACUUUUACAAGGGUAACGACAUAUCCUUUAUAAAGAGAUUUUACCGAUGGCUCAUUAUAGGCGGCGGUAUACACAAAUCUACACCAUUGGUUGACUCAGAGGGACGGCACCGGAAUUAUGAAAAAUACCCCAAUGAUUCUAUUUUCUUUUUAUUUGGCGGUCGUAUAUUGUCUGCACGAGACACUCCUCUAAAUGUGUUUAUACUGGGACUUAUAUUAGUCCUUGGUGGCUUGUUUUUUGGGUUUAUAGCGCCGUGGAGCUGGAACCACAUGUCUCCGGCGGUUCCCCUUACAUUUGCUUACUGUUAUUUAAUGACUCUAAUGUCUUUUUUAAAAUCAAGUACAACCAACCCAGGUAUUUUACCACGAAAUAUUCAUUUGGUCGGAGAUAACAAGAAUCUACCGGAGGAAUACAAACUCUCGACGAUUUUGCCGGGCCCGCAUUUUGAAAGUCCAAAGGGCUCGGACAUAACGCGGGUUGUUCUUGUUAAUUAUUGUACUACAUGUCGUAUUUGGAGACCACCACGAGCAAGUCAUUGCCGAGUAUGCAACCACUGCGUGGAUUUGCACGAUCAUCAUUGUGUGUGGCUCAACAAUUGCGUGGGCCGCCGCAACUAUAAGUACUUUUUUAGUUUUUUGUUUUUUACAUCCUUGAGCUGUCUCUACAUGGAAGGUGUUUGCAUUUACUACAUGGUAGAAUCAUGGGAAUAUCGAAGGGAAGAGGGCAUGAGCCACGGCGGGUACAGCGGCGACAUGGGGCUUUCCUUCAAGGACAGCUUGAAGCAUACGCCGGUCGGAAUGCUUCUUGCAGUCUUAGGGUUCAUUGGGUCAUUGUAUCCUAUGCUGCUUUGUGGUCUUCAUAUUUACCUGAUGGCAACAGGCCAACAAACUCGAGAAUUUCUUCGAGAGAGAAGUACAAGAAAACAAGGGAACAAAAAAAUUGAAGGCGAUUUGGACGGGAAACCUCGAAAGUACAGAAAUAGACCGUUUGAUACGGGGAAUGUUGUGCACAAUAUUUAUCUUGCACUUUUUCGUCCAGACAUUGCAAAUUUUAUUGAACCGAGGAAAGAUUAUAUUGAAGGGGAUCCUCGAUUUGAAAGAUUUCUUCCCAUGGAAUAG
This is a messenger RNA of Magnusiomyces paraingens, 1731 nucleotides long. RefSeq lists its product as uncharacterized. Bases 1 to 1731 code for a protein of 576 amino acids. NCBI's taxonomy places the organism in Eukaryota, Fungi, Ascomycota, Dipodascomycetes, Dipodascales, Dipodascaceae. The record is from RefSeq and is a predicted model, not a curated record. Gene Ontology annotation, cellular component: Golgi apparatus; endoplasmic reticulum. Gene Ontology annotation, biological process: protein targeting to membrane; peptidyl-L-cysteine S-palmitoylation. Gene Ontology annotation, molecular function: protein-cysteine S-palmitoyltransferase activity. The transcript has 6 exons.